This is a messenger RNA of Mugil cephalus (flathead mullet), 1508 nucleotides long. It is a transcript of the gene kctd12.1, whose product is annotated as potassium channel tetramerisation domain containing 12.1. Gene Ontology annotation, biological process: protein homooligomerization; regulation of G protein-coupled receptor signaling pathway. Lineage: Eukaryota; Metazoa; Chordata; Actinopteri; Mugiliformes; Mugilidae. The transcript has a single exon. Gene Ontology annotation, molecular function: protein binding. The coding region runs from base 94 to 960 and encodes 288 amino acids. Gene Ontology annotation, cellular component: postsynaptic membrane; presynaptic membrane. The record is from RefSeq and is a predicted model, not a curated record.
CGCGCAGUAAGCCCAUGCUUCAUAAGCAAGCCGCCGCCACUCGGUCUCUCAGCGCCUCCACUGAUCCCUAGUCAGUGCAGCUGGUCAGAGAAGAUGGCACUGGCCGACACAGAGCGCGGAGUGUCCGCCUGCGGGGACUCCGUCGCCCCGUUCUCAGAGAUCAUUGAGCUGAACGUCGGCGGACAGGUUUAUGUCACCAGACACAAAACUCUGAUCGCCGUCCCAGACUCGCUCCUGUGGAACAUGUUCAGCAAGAAGUCGCCCAAGGAGUUGGCGAGGGACAGCAAAGGGCGCUUCUUUCUGGACAGGGACGGCUUCUUGUUCCGCUACAUUCUUGACUAUCUCCGAGAUCUGAACUUGGUCCUCCCGGACUACUUCCCCGAGAAGAGUCGGCUGCAGAGGGAGGCAGACUUUUUCCAGCUGCGGGACCUCGCGAAACGGCUCAGCCCCCGGAUGAGUAAGGACAAUUCAAUCAGCGAGGAGAUCAGCCAGAGCGACACGGAGGAGGGCGCGCAGCAGUGCGGCUCGUCCUCUGGCAUCGAGGCUUUACGCACCAUGUCAGUCAGCGGGGCCAUGCGCUCCCCGUCUCUGGACUCCAGAAAGUCGGGCUAUAUCACGAUAGGAUACCGCGGCUCGUACACUAUUGGCAGAGACAUCCAAACCGAUGCCAAAUUCAGGAGAGUGGCGCGCAUCACGGUUUGCGGGAAGACGUCUCUGGCCAAAGAAGUGUUUGGGGACACGCUGAAUGAGAGCAGAGACCCGGACAGGCCCCCGGAGAGAUACACGUCCCGGUACUAUCUGAAGUACAAUUUCCUAGAGCAGGCGUUUGACAAGCUGACAGAAGUGGGCUUUCACAUGGUGGCCUGUAGCUCCACGGGCACCUGCGCCUACACCAGCAAUGAUCCAAACGAGGACAAAAUUUGGACAAGCUACACUGAAUAUGUAUUCUGCCGGGAAUAACCACCAGUAUUCAUGCCACAUCGAUGUAAAUAUACAUUUCACAAUGUAUAGAGGAAUGUCUUUAAAUUAAGUAUUACAUUUGCUGUGGUAAAUAGCUUGGUAAAGGACGAGCAACUCCUAAAUAUUGCUCUGUUAUUGAUUGACUAUUAGACGCAAAAUGCCCCCAAAAUAGAUUAUAAACACGACAAUUGGACAAAAACAAGUUUAUGCAAUCUGCAGGUUCAAAGUGACCAAAGUAUGGUUUGAGUUGGACGCCCUGUUCCAACGAAAAUUCUCUCCACCUCAUAGAGCUGCAUGUCAAUGUCUCUGUCAUAUCUGACUCAGUGCUGUGUGAAUUGAGUGGCAUCCAGGAACAGACAAGCAGCGAUUAGUAUUCAGUGUCAUUGUUACUUCUAGGCUUGCUUGAGCACUUGUUUGGCCGAGUUUUGUAUUAUCCAGUAGGCUUUUAGAGCAGUUCUAUCACUGACAUGAUUGUAAGUGUAUGUAGAGUGUUGUAUUUGUUAUAAACUUGUUCAGACUAAAUAAAAUCUUCUACUCUGUUAUUCUCA